Schistosoma turkestanicum is the source of this 3607-nucleotide messenger RNA. NCBI's taxonomy places the organism in Eukaryota, Metazoa, Platyhelminthes, Trematoda, Strigeidida, Schistosomatidae. The record is from the annotation of a GenBank genome assembly.
CUCACAUUGAAUUAAAUUAUAUGCUGAAUGCAGCAAGAUUAUUUUCACAUUAAACAUAUUUUUAAAUAAAUGGAAUCUUCACCGCCGGUAUUACUGAAUGCUUUACGGCCACUUACUACAAAUAGACCUAGACCACGGAUGAGAUUAACAUCUAUACGCCCGACACCACAACAUGUUAUAGCUGCUAAAUUUGAUGUAAAUAUUAAUCGAAACUUGAAUCCAGUUACGUAUCCGGAAAAUUUAAUCCAACCAACAUCAAAAGUAGACUUUAAAUCAGAUGUUGUUGCUUCAAAGUUAACACGAUUUGUAAAACGGUUUAGUAUGACUUUUCUACCUGCUGAUCAUCAUCCAGUGACCGAUAAUAUAAACAAAUCAGAAAAGAAGAAUAUCAAUCCUCAUUUUGAUUUUAAUCAAUGGAAAAGACGGAGAUCUACACUAAAUUAUAGAGAUAGAUCACCAUUACAUACUGAUGAGCAUGUAAAAUUGACUGACGGAAUGAUCGAUAUGACUUCUGACCAGCCUGCUAAAGGAACUACCACAAUUCUCUCUGAUUUAUCCAAUAUCAUUGAAUCAAAUCCACCAAAAAGUGUAACCACUUGUACUAAACGUAAAAGCAGUCUCACGAGAUGGUUUGAGAAAAAUGUUAAACAUCCUCGAAGAUCAUUGCCUCAUAGAUCUCUAACAACUGACUGUACAGAAUCAGUUAUCACUAGCGAGUCGGAACAAUUACAACAAGAAUGUUUAUCUAAACAAAAUGAAACGAUUAUUGCUCAGCAGACAAUUACACCUUAUGCUAAAGUUUUUAAAUCCCGUCGUAGUCUCUUGAGACAUAGAUAUAUUUCAAAUAAUUCUGUAAUAACAUCAAGAUCUCAGGAAGUCAAUACUCCCAGCAACUUUGUGUCACAUGAUGUUGAUCAAACAAAUAGUUGUAACCGUUGUGCUUCUGGGGAUGGAAAGAACGAGAAAAUUAUUGUUUUGAAGAGUAACAAUAGAGAAGAUGUGAAGCCUAAUGUGACUGAAGCUGUUCACAAACACACCUUUGGUUCCGAAAAAGGUAUGAGUGAAGGAGAUGAACCAUGGUUUAUCAUCCCACCUACUGGAAUCGAUGGCCCGUGUUCUCAAAAUCAAAACAGUACUUAUUCAAGUGUUAGUUCAAUUUUUUCGGAUUUCACAAGUCUGAGUCAUUCGGUUGAUAAGAACGGCGGAUCUCAUAAGUCUCUUUCGAAUGCAUUCUAUACUCCUACAAUGAGACGUCGACAUAGGCUACCGAUUCCUUCGGAAUUCCUCGAAUCUACAUCCUCAGGACUUGCAACAUACAAACCUGAAUCACGAUCAUCGUUGACCAACAUGUACUCCGACCUGAACAAGUCUAGUGAUCAAGAUUCAGGGCUUUCAUCACAGUUAAGUACUGCAUUCCAAGGUACAGAUGUGGAAAGUCAGAAUGGAGAGUUGAGAGAACAAAGAAACCGAGUAGGAUCUUCGUCGGCAAGUUGGGCGACUACAUUACGUCAGUCUUUGAAGCGAGCAAAUAAUAAACGUAAUUUAUUGGCAGGUUGCACUUUAUUUAACAGGAACCCAGUCGAAGGAGUCAAUUAUCUUAUUAGAAAUUACAUUUUAUUGUCUGAUCCUAGUAAAAUUGCUCAAUUUUUAUUCUAUGAACCAAAUCUAAAUCGGCAAGCUAUUGGAGAAUACUUUGGUCUACUCGAUGAUACAUUGGCGAAAAAAGUUUUGAAGGAAUUUUUAUUGUUAAUCGAUAUGAAAAACAUGGAAGUGGAUGUUGCUUUGCGUUCAGUUAUUAGUCACUUUCAUCCUUCGGGUGAAUCUCAAAAAAUUGCUUAUCUAAUGCAAAUAUUUCAUGAAGUAUAUAUAAUACAAAAUCCAGAACGUGUCAAGAAAAAUUUUCAUAGUUCCGAAACCGUAGAAGUUUUAGCAUAUUCAGUACUUUUAUUACACACAGAUCUUCAUAAUCCUAAUGUUGGAAAAUUGGGAAAACGAAUGACUAAACAAGGCUUUAUUAAUAAUAAUCGUGGAAUUGAUUCAGAUCAUGAUGUGUCAACCGAUUUACUGAUUGGCAUUUAUGAUCGUAUAGCUGCAUCCGAGUUUAAAACACUGCCAGAUCCAUCAGAUAAACUUCGUGCUUUGGAUGGUGUUUUGGUUGGUCCUUUAAAAACAGACAAUUUUGUGCAACGUCAUCGCCGUUUCGUCGGUCGGAUAUUGACACAAGAAAUUGAAAAAAUUGCUCCUCGAAGAUUACCGAGUAGAAAUAAUGCUCGAUGGCGCUACUUAUUAAUAUUUAAUGAUAUAUUAGUGAUUGUAAAAUCAUUGAGUACAACACGUUUACGUUCAGGUUCACUUAUAAAUUCUGUCGCUUCAGUAGCUUUGGGUGAUCAAAUUACUAGUCGUCAUUAUACACCAAGAAAUGCCCUAUCCAGAGAUGUCAGAAGUUACAGUCCUUCCGAUCUGGUUCAAGAUGUGACAAAAAAGGUGUUCUGUUCAACUGAACCAUUUACAGGGGAUGCAACUUAUCAAGUUAGAAAUGUUUAUCCAUUCCUUGACCUUCGAGUGCUAGUCUUUGAAUCAAAUUAUUAUCGAUAUGGAGUUCAAUUGUGUAAUUCAAACGGACCUGUAAUUAGCUUAAAUAUGCCAUCUGAAGCUUGUCGUCGUCAAUUCAUCGAUUGGGUGUAUGGAUCCAUUGCUGAAAUGGAAGAAUUACAACAACAUCAACAGAUUAAGAAAACUGAAUGUGAACGAACAAUUAUUAUUAGUUGUAAACGAGACUCAGAGAAUACCAGCAAUAACGAUACUACUACUUCUUCUAUUAUUAAUGGCAAUAGAUGUAUCUCAUCUACAUCAAGAACAACUGAAAAAGUGAUCUUAUUGAAUACUUGAUUAUUUAAUGUUAGUAUGAUUAUUAUUAUUGAUCAAUGUUAUCAGUAAGACUACAGAUCAACAGAAUAUCAUUGAUUUACAUUUUUUUAUAUUUGAAUUCAUUAGAAUAUUUCAGUUGAAUUCCUUUCUUCAUUUUGUAAUUUCUAUAUUAUUGUGAAAGAGCAAACAAUAAUCAAUAUAUAUAUAUAUCUUGUAUAAAGAUGAUGCCAUUUAUUGUUUAACUAUUUCGAUGUGCAUUUUCAGUAUUGAUUACCCAAUCUAGCCUUGGAAUCAUCAUUCAAGGUGACUGAAUGUAUACUUGGAAUCUCUCUCUCAUUUCUGUGAUACUUUAAUUGGUUCAAUGUACAAUUACAAACAUAUAUGUAUAUCAUAUUACAUGCACAUUGAGAUAUGCAGAUUAUUCUUUUUCAUUUUUCAUGAAAUUAAUUUUUGUUAAUUCAUUCUAUAACAGAUAUAUUAUCUCAAUUUAGAUUAAAUUUGCAAAGUUUAUCAAUAUUAUCAUUGUUAUUAAAAAAAAGAAAACAGUUAUCCUAACUUGUUUAUUUUCCUUUUGUUUAAUAGAAUCCUCAGACAAAUUCAAGUAUAUUAUUAUUCAUUUAAAUGAAUGCCUAUUAUAAUUUAUGUAUGUAUGUAUGUAUUCACACAGAGUUUAUAAUCGCAUUUCAUAAUAGAAUACUUUUACUCAUUUGUAUUAGCUUAUUUUGCUUUUCCACUCUUU